This is a messenger RNA of Plenodomus lingam JN3, 3357 nucleotides long. NCBI's taxonomy places the organism in Eukaryota, Fungi, Ascomycota, Dothideomycetes, Pleosporales, Leptosphaeriaceae. The record is from RefSeq and is a predicted model, not a curated record.
AUGUCUGACGCAGGUGCACCCGGCGCCGGUCUCGAUGCCGCUGCCCUCGCUCGCAGGGAGGAGGCGGCUGCCAAUCUGGCUCGUGCGAAAGAGGCUGGCUGGAACAAUCAACUCCCUUUCGAGUACGACAAAAUCCUCGGUGGCACUCCAGCUGAGGAUGACACUCGCGAUGGCGCGCUCUGGCUGUCUGACGCGGCCGUCUACGAGUGGGACGACGAGUUCGGCGACGUUGCUCCGACCAACCCUGAGCUCGAGAAGGUACUCUUUGAGGAGCAGAAUCUCCAGCGUGCUGGCGGUGCUAUCAAAGCACUCUCGUUCGACGUCAGCAUCGAGGGUGGCUCUACCAAGGUCCAGCCUGUCCGCGACUUCAACGAUGCGGGACUACACCCUGUCAUGCUGGAGAAUGUUAAACUGUGCCGAUACAACUCUCCUACGCCCAUUCAGUCUUACUGCAUCCCGGCCGUCCUCACUGGCAACGAUGUUGUCGCUGUUGCUCAGACAGGUUCGGGAAAGACAGCUGCAUUCCUCAUCCCCAUCUUGUCAAAGCUGAUGGGAAAGGCUCGUCAACUUGCUGCACCACGUCCUUCUGCUGCACGCUAUAAUCCCCAGACGGAUCGUGUCCGCGCUGAGCCUCUUGUGCUUGUCGUCUGUCCAACUCGUGAGCUGGCUUGUCAGACUUUUGAUGAGGCCCUCUGCUAUCGGACCAUGCUGCGUCCCUGCGUCAUCUACGGAGGCGCUCCUUCCAAGGGUCAGCGUGAGCAACUCGAGUUGGGCUGUGAUGUUCUCAUCGCUACCCCCGGUCGCCUCAUGGAUUUCAUGUCAAACAACGCCCUGCUCUCCUUCAAGCGCCUUAAGUUCACCGUAAUCGAUGAGGCUGAUGAGCUCCUUUCCGAAGGCUGGGACGAAAUCAUGGAGAAGCUGUUCGCUGGUGCCGAUAUGAAUACCGAUGCCGAUCACACCUACCUCAUGUUCUCCGCUACCUUCCCCAAGUCUGCUCGCAAGCUUGCUAGGGACUACAUGGAUGAGGACUAUGUCAGGAUCAAAGUCGGUAGGGUUGGCAGUACUCACGAAAACAUCAAGCAGCAGAUCAUCUAUGUUGAGGAGAGCGCCAAAAAUCAGGCCUUGUUCGAUCUUAUCUUUUCUGAGGGUCCUCAGCGCACGCUGGUCUUCACAAACUCAAAGGUCAAAGCUGACGUCGUGGACGAUUUCCUGUACAAUAAGGGACUUCCAGUAACUUCGAUUCAUUCUGAUCGUACUCAACGUGAGCGCGAGGAUGCCUUACGUUCCUUCCGUACUGGCCGUUGUCCCAUCAUGGUCGCUACCGGCGUCACUGCUCGCGGCCUGGAUGUUGCUAAUGUUAAACACGUCAUCAACUACGAUCUACCUUCUACUCAGCAUUCUGGUAUCACCGAAUAUGUUCACCGCAUUGGUCGCACCGCGCGUAUUGGCAACGAGGGCAAAGCUAGCUCGUUCUUCAACGACCGCAAUGAAGAUGUUGGCAAAGAUCUCGUCAAGAUUCUUAUUGAGUCCAAACAAGAAGUUCCCGACUUUCUUCAGCAGCAUAUGCCCGAAGAUCCCAGUGCUAUCGAUUGGCAUGACGGCACUGACGAUGAGUCUGAAGACGGUCUCGGCGGCGGCUUCGGUGGCGAUGCGGGUGGUGGCUUCAACGCUGGUGCAGCUGGUGGCUCCGGAGGUGAUGACACUGGCUUCAAGGCUGACACUGGAAACGCUGGAGGUUCUGACGGUUUUGGUGGAGGUGGCUUUACUGCCGAUGGUGAUAACAACGAGAAGGUUACCUCUUGCCCUGGAACAUGCGGAUGCUCCGGACUGACAACAUGCGCGUGCUCUCGUGAUCAUGAGCAAAAUAACAAGUCCAUUCAAUGGCGGACGGCCAUGGUCCAGAUUCCCCGGUUCGUUCCGCUCUCAAUACUCCACAUCACAUCGCCUAAGGGGCCGCAUCCCUUCCUGAUAUCCCUACCGAGUCGCAAAGAUAAUCUCAUCUACGUAUACGCGUUUGUGCCGCCCAAACCAGUCGAUCUAGAGGAAAAUAGCGACGCAGAGCAUGCGCGUAAACGAACGAAGGAAUGGCACGCGCCAGUGGUUCUGGACUUCCAUGGGGGAGGCUUCAUCAUGGGCUCGCCACUUGAGCAAGCGCCUUAUGCAUCCAUGAUGAGUCGCGAGCUGGGUGCUAUUGUCUUGAGCGUGUCGUAUCGCAUUGGGCCAUUCCACCAGUUCCCUGCAGCCAUCCACGAUGCGGAGGACGUAUUGUCAGCAAUAUUGGACACAGACGGAGUGUCGAAGGCUGGAAAGAUGCUUAGAGAGGAGAUCCAGCGGUACUACUCCAUGGUACGAACCGACGCGCUUGAACGGGAGGAAAAGAAAAAUAAACCCAUAGCGCCACAUCUUGAGUAUGUUGAAAAAAUAACUCUCGAUCCGUCACGUCUUGCCAUAUCGGGCUUCUCGGCAGGAGGGAACAUUGCGCUGAACAUGGCUAUAAAUGUGCCACCGAUUCCGGACUUGGCUUUGAACUCUGACGGACGAUCUCAAUCCGUUGCGAGCAAAUCUGGCUCUGGCGACCGCUUCUCUCCCACGAUGCCCGUGAAUCGUAGAGCAACAAUAUUGGAUGACGUUCUACGACCCUGGCCCUCACUGCUACCCCCUCCUCGAGCACGCCCUCGUAUGAUACCACUUCUACUAUUCUACCCUUCACUAGACGCGCGAUUGUUACCGCAUGAGCGCCCAAUGAAGACCCUCCCUAGCGCCCUACAUUCUGACGACAAGACGGCGCAAAAGCCCAAGAUGCCCGGCUUAUUUUCGAUUAUGGGACCAACAUAUCUACCAAGAAAGCUGCGCGGCCACCCUCGAGCCAGUCCAGGCCUGGUUGAGCCCAGCUACAUACAACAAAACGCUGCCAUAUUUCUCGUCCUGCCCGAGAGAGACUCCCUCGCAGUACAAAGCGACGUAUGGGUAGACAUCAUGAAUCAGCACGACUGGCAUGGUCCCGUGCGAUUUGGCGAUGGCAGAGACGGCGAUUGGGAUGGCCAUAAUCGUGACCGUUUUAGCUCUCCAGAACCACAAAGCAAACCUAAUGGCGGAUUAGAAGUUUGGCAUGCGCCAAAAUGCAGACACGGCUGGACACAGUUUCCGGACCUCUUCGUGCCUCAGCAUGAGAGGUCAGAGCGAGAGCUUCUGUUUGCGCGCACGCUGGACUUUGUCCGGGAGAAUUGGAAGAAGGAUUUGGCUAUUCCGGAAAGAGGGAUGGGGAAUCGGUCACAAGACUUGAGGCCGUUGCGGAUUCCUUCGAAUAUCGACGAGUUGUCUGAGCAGAAUACUGUGGAAACCCAGAAUGGGGUCUGA